Molecule: messenger RNA, 1113 nt
Organism: Beauveria bassiana ARSEF 2860
Lineage: Eukaryota; Fungi; Ascomycota; Sordariomycetes; Hypocreales; Cordycipitaceae
Product: checkpoint protein hus1
Exons: 4
Coding region: 1-1113 (370 amino acids)
Biological process (GO): telomere maintenance; mitotic DNA replication checkpoint signaling; meiotic DNA integrity checkpoint signaling
Cellular component (GO): site of double-strand break; nucleolus; checkpoint clamp complex
Source: RefSeq, a predicted model, not a curated record
AUGCGCUUUCGAACAGAAUUAAAGAAUAUACGGACCUUUUCAAAGCUCACAGCGGCGCUCUCCUCGCUCGAGAAAAUCGCCUGGGUGCGUCUUAGUGAUGAGACGGCACGCUUCACGGUGAUUCCCGACAUGGGAUCCCAGGUUUGGGCCUCCCUGUCCAUGGACUUUAUCUUUGAAAACUACCAGAUCCAGUCCGCCGAAGCCUCCAACACCAUCAACCUCGAGCUCCCGCUGCAGCCCUUGCAGCGCGCGCUCAAGUCGGCCCUCAACAGCAUCUCCGCCUCGCUCCGCCUCACCAAAAAGGACGGGCUGCCCGUUCUCUCCCUCACCAUCACCACCACCACCACCGCAAGCGGCACAAACGCAAACGCAAACGCACACGCGGCCGCGGCCGCCGCCGCCGCCGCCGCGGGCCAGCAAGCACGCGCCGCCACCACUGACAAUGAUGACCCGUUUGCCGACGAGGACCAUCUCUUCCACGCCGAGCACCUGGAGACGUCGCUGCGGCGGGAGCACGAAAAGAUCAUCACGCAGGACAUUCCCGUGCGGGUGCUGCACCCCGAGACCGUCGAAACCAUUAUGCAGCCCAAGGUGCGCGAGCCUGACGUCCACAUCCAGCUGCCGCCGCUCCUGCAGCUCAAGGCCAUCUCGGACCGCUUCACCAAGCUCGCGCAGGCCGCCGCCACUGGCAGCACCGGCACUGGCGCCGCCGCGUCGGCCUCAUCGUCGUCGUCGGCGAAAGCGCCCAGGCUCGAGCUCAGCGCCAACAUGCACGGCAGCCUGCGGCUGCGCAUCGCCACCGAGACGACGGACAUUGCGAGCGUCUGGUCCGGCCUUGAGAACCCGGAGCUGGACCCCACGCAGCUCGAUCGCCCGCUGGCCGAGCAUCCGAGCACACGCUUCCGCGAGGGCGGGCCGGAUCGCUGGGCGACGGUGCGCGUCGACGGCAAGGACUGGAGCCGCGUGCUGAGCGUGGGCAGGCUCGAGGGCCGCGUGAUUGCGUGCUUUGCCGAUGAUCACGCGCUGAUUCUUUACGUCUACGUGCCACAGUACGACGACGCGUCCGCGGACGAUUCUGUAGUCACGUAUUAUGUCCAGUCAUACAGCGCAUAG